CCACGUUUCUUUCACAAAAGCAGCAUGUUAAAUAAUCACAAACUUGCCUGCUACCUUGUCUUUAGCUGCUUAGUUACUGGAAGUAUCUCAAACGAUGAAAUCGAUAGAUGUGACGGUGACGCGAACGUCGAAAAGCCACAGUACAAUGCUGGAACAUCCUCACUCGACUUGGGCGGUCGACUGGCACUUGUAACUGGUGCGGCUUGUGGCAUCGGGCGGAGUGUUGCUAUGGGACUCGCUCGAGAAAAUGUCACCGUAAUCGUUGCUGAUAUCAACACAACCGGAGGACCAGAAACCGUUAGUAUGCUUCCAAACCAACACCUUAAACACAUGGCUCUCUACGUGGAUGUUCGAAAUUCGACUUCAGUCAAAUACCUCGUGGAAUGCAUCGAAAGUACAUACAAUAUGAGCAUCAGUAUUGUGGUCAACAGUGCUGGGAUUCUGCAUCAUAUAACUCCACUCGUAAAUCUAAGUGAAGCGAUAUUCGACGAUGUAAUCAACACCAACCUAAAGGGUACAUUUUUGGUGACCAAAGAAGCGGUGAAGCACAUGCUAUCACGGAAUGUAACACGAGCAGCUAUAGUGAACAUUGCGAGCAUACUUGGCAAGGGUGGCUUUCCAGGACUGGGCGCCUACACAGCCUCCAAGGGUGGUGUCGUUGCGUUCACCAAGUCCGUCGCCCUUGAGCUGGCGACCAAGGGAAUUCGGGUCAACGUGAUUCUGCCCGGCCUUACCGACACUCCCAUGAUUCAGAAGUACUCAAGCAGCGAUAUAACUACAAGGCUAGCGGCAAUGAUUCCCAUGCAGCGUAUCGCGAAGCCACUCGAAAUUUCAGAAACAAUUCUUUUCAUGUGCAGCCCCAAAGCGUCCUACAUGACCGGAGCUUCCAUUGACGUUGCCGGAGGUUCCAAAACAUAAGUAAAUGUUUGUGACGAGUGCUUCCGAUUUGAAAUAUAGCCUCAAAUACGGAAGAAUAUAUGGUGUUGUGACAAAUUAUAUUAAUUGAUCGCUAAGGUAGCAGUCCGGAAAUAAACACUAUUGAGCUUCUGCAAUUAGUGAAUAAAUUCCUACCAAAAAUUUA
Messenger RNA from Ixodes scapularis (black-legged tick), 1081 nucleotides. RefSeq names its product (3R)-3-hydroxyacyl-CoA dehydrogenase. The record is from RefSeq and is a predicted model, not a curated record. Gene Ontology annotation, molecular function: oxidoreductase activity. The transcript is spliced from 3 exons. Bases 25 to 918 code for a protein of 297 amino acids. Lineage: Eukaryota; Metazoa; Arthropoda; Arachnida; Ixodida; Ixodidae.